GAUCUGAGAUAAUAAAAAGAUAAAAGAACAUAAAGAUUCUCUCUCUCUCUCUCUCUAAGAUGGUCACGUGCUGCAUUCUUUUCCAACUAAACCCAUCUCUCAAUUUACAAAACUCUUUCAAACCCUGUUACAUCUUCCUCAAAACUGCCCAUUGAUUAGGUAGGAAUCUCAGUCAAUCUUCUUCAAUGGGGUUUACUACCAAAGGUCAACCCUUUCUCUGUUUCACACCUCUUAAUCUGAUCAACACCAACACUGAUCAGCUUCAGGCUUCACUUCGAAGCCACAUUCUCCUUCACCUAGUCAUAUACAUCCUCUUCUUUAUCUCUCCAGGCUCUAGCCAAGCUUGGGACGGUGUAGUGAUCACACAAGCUGAUUACCAAGGUCUUCAAGCGGUCAAGCAAGAGUUUAUUGACCCAAGAGGCUACUUGAGAAGCUGGAACGGUUCUGGUUUAAAUGCUUGCUCUGGAGGUUGGGCUGGAAUCAAAUGUGCUCAAGGUCAAGUUAUAGUGAUUCAGCUUCCAUGGAAGUCUCUUGGAGGUAGAAUCUCUGAGAAAAUAGGACAGCUUCAAGCUCUACGUAAGCUUAGUCUCCAUGACAACAACCUAGGAGGCUCAAUUCCAUUGUCUUUAGGACUCAUUCCUAAUCUCAGAGGAGUUCAGCUUUUCAACAAUCGUCUCUCCGGCUCCAUCCCUGCUUCUCUAGGUCUCUCUCCUUCCCUUCAAACCCUUGAUCUCAGCAGUAACCUUCUUUCUGAAGCUAUUCCACAGAAUCUUGCUGAUUCUACUAAGCUUCUUAGGCUUAACCUUAGCUUCAACUCACUCUCUGGUCAAAUCCCAGUGAGUCUCUCUCGUUCUUCUUCUCUUCAGUUUCUUUCCCUUGACCACAACAACCUCACUGGUCCAGUUUUAGACACUUGGGGUAACAACUCUUCUCCUAGUCUCCGUGUCCUGUCUCUUGACCACAACUCUCUCACUGGUCCAUUCCCAUUUUCUCUCUGCAAGUUACUUCAGCUGCAAGACUUCUCCCUUAGUCAUAACAGGAUCGGUGGAACCCUACCUUCCCAGUUAAGCAAACUCACUAAGCUUAGAACAAUGGAUAUUAGCAGUAACAUUGUUAGUGGUCAGAUUCCUGUAACCCUAGGGAACAUUUCUUCUCUUACACAUCUAGAUUUUUCUCAAAACAAACUCACCGGAGAGAUUCCUGUUUCAUUGACUGAUCUCAAAAGCCUUACCUUUUUUAAUGCCUCUUACAACAACUUAUCUGGUCCUGUUCCUACUCUCUUGUCCCAAAAGUUCAGUUCCACCUCUUUUAUGGGAAACUUACAGCUUUGUGGAUACAGUGUUACAACCUUGUGUCCUGCUCUAAAUCCUCCUCCCCCGGCAUCAUCCCACAGGAGUCUGAGUACCAAAGAUAUCAUCCUCAUUGCUGCAGGAGCACUCAUCAUAGUUCUGGUUAUCCUUGUAUUUGUUCUCCUCUGUUGCUUGCUGAGGAAGAAACCAGACAAAUCCAAACCUAAGGGGGAAGAGGCUGGACCUGGAGCUGCGGCUGCAAAGACAGAGAAAGGAGGGGAAGCUGAAUCUGGAGGAGGAGACCCAGGAGGGAAGCUAGUUCACUUUGAUGGGCCGAUGACGUUCACUGCAGAUGAUCUUCUGUGUGCAACAGCAGAGACUAUGGGGAAAAGUACUUAUGGAACAGCUUACAAAACUACACUUGAAGAUGGAAGCCAAGUUGCAGUGAAGAGAUUGAGGGAAAAAUCACCAAAAGUCAGAAAGAGUUUGAGAACGAGAUUAAUGUACUGGGACGAAUCAGGCAUCCGAACCUUCUUGCACUUCGAGCUUAUUACUUGGGACCCAAGGGAGAGAAGCUUGUGGUUUUUGAUUACAUGCCUAGAGGCAGUCUUGCCACAUUCCUCCAUUCAAGAAGACAAGAUGUUUAUAUCAACUGGCCUACAAGGAUGAGUUUAAUAAAAGGAAUGACUCGUGGGUUGUUCUACCUUCACACGCACGCAAAUCUCAUCCAUGGAAACCUAACAUCAAACAAUGUACUUCUGGAUGGAAACAUCAACGCAAAGAUCUCAGACUACGGUCUUUCAAGACUAAUGACA
Messenger RNA from Raphanus sativus (radish), 2104 nucleotides. RefSeq names its product probable leucine-rich repeat receptor-like protein kinase IMK3. Gene Ontology annotation, molecular function: protein binding. NCBI's taxonomy places the organism in Eukaryota, Viridiplantae, Streptophyta, Magnoliopsida, Brassicales, Brassicaceae. The record is from RefSeq and is a predicted model, not a curated record.